This is a messenger RNA of Falco peregrinus (peregrine falcon), 3516 nucleotides long. RefSeq names its product E3 ubiquitin-protein ligase RNF4-like. Gene Ontology annotation, molecular function: transcription factor binding; zinc ion binding. Bases 305 to 889 code for a protein of 194 amino acids. NCBI's taxonomy places the organism in Eukaryota, Metazoa, Chordata, Aves, Falconiformes, Falconidae. The record is from RefSeq and is a predicted model, not a curated record. The transcript has 8 exons. Gene Ontology annotation, biological process: positive regulation of transcription by RNA polymerase II.
CGCGGCCGGGUUGUGCCUGUGCUUCCCCGAAGGCGGGCCUGGCUGGGCGGUGCGGGCUGGCUGCUCGGCCUCCUGCCUCCUCGCUGGGGCCUUGAACGGCGUCUGCUGUGAGGGCCCUUCAGAGCGUGUCCUGAAGUGGCCGAGGGAGGUUUGGAAGAACACUGUUCUCAGAGCCUGUGAAAUCUGGACUCUUUUAACGGUGUGCUACCUGAAGGAAUGUAAGGAUUUGCUACUUGGUGCUUCCUUGCAGUUACUCUUGUGGCAUUUGUACCUCUCUUUCUGUGGUUUUAGGCCAAGAAGCGCUAUGAGCACAACUCAACGCAAGCGCCGUGGAGGAGCAGUUAAUUCUAGGCAAGCUCGGAAACAGAGCAGGCUGGCAGCUUCUACUGCAGAAAUGGCUUCAGAAGCAGAGCCAAUAGAACUUGAAGAAAGUGCUGGUGAAGAAGUAGUAGAUCUCACAUGUGAAUCUUCUGAUCCUGUAGUUGUUGAUCUAACUCGCAAUGAUUCUGUUGUGAUUGUUGAAGAGAAUCAGCGACAAGGGAGAAAUCUUAGACUAAGAAGCCAGCGACAGUCAGACAGCUGUGUACUGAGUAGCGAUGAUGAAGAUGAAACUAGAGACAAUGAUGUGUAUGUGACAGAUAAAGUAUCUCGAGAAUUGGGACCACUGGAAGAUGAAACUGCAAGUUCAAAGCCGUCUGGUACCGUUAGCUGUCCGAUUUGCAUGGAUGGCUACUCAGAGAUUGUGCAAAGCGGGCGACUGAUUGUGUCAACCAAGUGCGGCCACGUCUUCUGCAGUCAGUGCCUCCGUGAUUCCCUUAGGAAUGCCAGCUCUUGCCCAACCUGCAGGAAGAAACUCACUCACAGACAGUAUCAUCCCAUUUAUAUAUGAGUGCUUCUCUAUUCUCAGGACAGACUCAACUGGAUUUUUGGGGAAAAUGUCAUGUUUUCAGUGCUCUGAAGAUUUAAAGAGCAGCAGGUUGUGCACACAUCCAAAUAAAACUGAUGUUUUUGGAGAAUAACUUGUGCGUAUACAGACAGCUUUUCUAUGGUCCAAGCUGCUUCUUGUUACAUCCCUGGUUAGAAUGUUGAAUUUGUGACUGUUUCUAAAGUAGACCAGCAGCCUGUAUCAGAAAGGAAGCAGCUAAUCCAUUUCCUUCUCCUUUUCUAACGCUUAAAUAAGAGGGGCCUGAUUAUUUUGUUGUUUCUUACUCUUUAAGUUAUUCCCACCUUGCAUACAGAUACGGAGUAGCUACCUUUCCAAAUGUAGAUGAGCAAUUUGCUGUUUUGUGACACUUUACAGUUUUUAUGCCAGAAGAAGCUCACGACUAUUGCUUUGUGCUCUGCCAUCUUUGCCCAAGUAGAGUUAAGUUCCGCAGUGAUGGAUUGUUUUGUCGUAAAUCUAUAUUAAAUUGACAGCCAAGGUCAUGCAAUAAAAUAACCUGCUGUUCACCAGCAAUCAGGUGUUUUAAGCAGAAGGCUUGAACAUGUAGAUGUCUUUAUGAACUCCAUGAGAUCUAAAGUACAUUGACAAAUUGCAACAUGUACAAUGUGAAAACACUGCUUCGAAUGUUUUAACUGUCAAGAUUUCCUGUGUUUGUAUCACAACAUUGAAUUUCCUUUCUCAUAUGAUGAGAUGACUCUUGGGUUUACUACUCUUCCGUAGCGCUCUCUCCUGAUGACUAAGGAGCCAUAGUCUUCUCUGGGCUUGCUAGUGGUGAAUAAGUAGCAAACUGUGUGCUGUCCUCUUGUCAGCUGAAUACCAAACUGCCUACAGAUCUUGUUACUGUAUCAAGUGUAUCCAGCCUAGUGCUUAAAAGUUCAGUGCAUUUGUUUUGCUCUUUCUUCUGUUCUACUGACACCUGACCGGUUUUAGCCUGAUGGAUAGGACUGAAAAAUAAUUGCGUUGCCAUGGAGUUAGGUCACAGAGCCUUUAAAAGGUGUUUGAUAGCACUCUUGUCUUGGCCGCUUUUUGAGAGCAAAGUUUAAUCUCACUUUGCCCUGAGGGUUGUCCAGCUUUCCUGAUAUAUGCUUUAUUAAACAAGAAGAUAAGUUAGAUGCAUGUCCUGAGACAAUUCCUUUGUUUAAGCAAGGCAAUAAUACACAGGUUUCUGGACUGUUCCCCAGUCACUUUUCUGUUUUUUCCAAGACUGAGUUGUACGUGUCUGCUUUAAACCUGUAACAGCUAAAAGCCUGCUGGCUGAUGUGGAAUCCCAGAUGAGCUGACACAAACAGGAUUAUAGUAAUUAAAUAUAGUUGAGAUGAUUAAAAUCAGUGUUUCAUGAUCUACAUCUGCAGCAGCCACAUCUAUAAAAAAGUCCAAAAGUAAACGAUUAGAGGCACCAUUCUGUACUCCUGGUGCAGCACAAUUGUUGGAUGUGUUUAGUGAACAUAAAUAUCUGAUGUGUCUUUGCUAACCUGUCCUAGGGAUCUGUAGAAAGCCUUUAAUUGAAGCAGCUCUUCUAAUUAGCUGUCUCAAGUUCUUAAUUGAAGAUUGCAACCCGGAAGUAAAGGGGUUUUUAUUAGGAUGUUUAGGGAUGUAUCUGGAUGUAGCAAUACAGAGUCUUGUUCCAUAAAGGCUAGCUUCAGGAAUGCAAUACCUUCCCCUCCGUGGCUUGGAAUAGCUUUGGUUCCGCACUGUUACCAGGAAUAUGCCGUUUCUGCAGAGUGCUACUAUGGUAACUGCUAAAAAGUUACACGUGUUUAGUUACCGUCCGCUCCCAUUAAAUAUAAACUACAAACAGUUGUCUUAGGAUAGUGCAGUGGUGACAACAGCCGGCAUUUGUGUCCCAAAAAGCAGAUAAUCGAUGAAACAAUUCUAAAGAUGCUUAAAGCAUGAAUUGCCUAAAGAGAAGCAGCCCACCAUUAAAACUGUCAAGAAUAGUUAUGGGCCACAGGAACACCUUUCUUUCACUAGCUUAACAAAGAAAAAAUGAAAUAAAAGGCCAGUUUUCCUUGGUGGCUACUGUACGAGAAGGAUGAUCAGAAGAGGAUUGAAGGGAUUACCUAUGGGGAUGUGGGUGUCACGCAUCUUUGCAUCUUUCAGAGUGUACUAGCCAUAGCCUAAAAUGACUUUGCACAACUCCCUCCAUGUAAAUAUUACUUUAUAGUUAGUGUCUCAAUAAACAGAUCUAAUUGAAAUUUAGAUAUCACAAACUAUAAAAUAUUGAACAAAAACUUUUUUAGCUUUUGUGUACCCUGUGAAGUGCCACAAAUUUUGUGCAUCUCAAAAUGAAUUUUAAGUCUCAGUACAUGGGAAAACACUAAACUGAGUUACAUGGGUUUUUUUGAAGGGGAAAAUAAACAACAAACAGUAUAUUUGAGUUCCAGUGAUGUUUCACUUUGCCAGAACUGAUAGAUAAUAUAAAGAUUUUUUUCAUUAUGUAAAUGUAUGUCUUGUAUAUAGCUCAAUUUUCCCUGUAUUUAACUGUAUUCAUGUCUGUCUGUCCCAUCUAUGUUGGACUCUGCUGGCAGGCAAACCAUUCUUUUAACAGUUGGAAAUAAAAACUAUCAAUUUGA